UAACACAGUAAACAGAUGCCGAUUUUGUGUUAACAUGCAUGAAGCGCACAUUCAUGUGGCAUCACGUGACGUAGUUUUGCAUGUUAUGUAUCAUGUACUUCCGGUGAGGUUUUGUAACAAUGAUUGUGCGCUGAUGUAAUUAUUCACAGUUGCACAAUAAAGACUGGGUUUGUUCGUUCAUUGCAGCGGAUCUCAUUAUUUACAAUGACUGAGGUCAGGCGGGCCGUCUCUGAAGCGCUGUGGGGAAUGUGUGCAGCGGAUGCCAUGUCGAUGCCCGUCCACUGGUACUACAACACCCAAGACAUCAGGAGGGACUUCAUUGGCUGGAUCACUGGAUUCAAUGCGCCGCGGGGCAGACACCCAUCCAGCAUCCUAAGCCUGUCCAGCACAGCUGGCAGUGGACGCAGAGCCGGAUCAACCGGAACCGCAGCUCAUGUCGUGGGGAACGUGAUUCUGCAUGAUAAGCUGAAGUUCUGGACGGAUCCACGUGGAUCAGUGCACUACCAUCAGGGUCUUCACGCGGGUGGAAACACGCUGAACACUCUCUGUGCUCUGAGAGUUGCGCGCAUUCUGUCCACCGGUGCUUUCGUUAGUAUGGCUGAUCCUGAAGCACGAGCCGCCGUACUGUCGGAUUACACUGAGUUCAUGACACGUCCCGGCUCACACAACGACACGUACGCCGAGUCCUUCCAUAGAAGCUUCUUCUCUGACUGGCAGGAACUCAGACCUACGUCCUCUAGAGAGGUUCUGGAGUUUGCAGAGCAGCGCUCCAAAUGCAUGUUGAGCACAUCCCGUGCUGACAGUCAGCUAAAUGCUAUAGGAUGUCUUCCCAUGGCCAUUCCCUUUGUCCUGCUGUCUGCCACAGCCAAUGAGGAGGAAGCAGUUUCUGCAGCGGUGGAUUUUGUGAAGCUCACUCAUCCUCAUCCAGCGCUGGAGCCGCUGGUGUCUCUGUACAUGCGAGCGCUUCACGCCACACUGAACGGAGCAUGUCUGAAACGACAGGCGGAGACGGCGCUCAAAUCACCCGUGCUGGACGCCUGGGACGUGUGUCAACACUUUAUACAGUGCGCAGAGAGGAUUCCAGGAUCAUCAGUGGAGCGUCUGAAGGUUCAUCAGAGCGCUGUGGAGUCUCUCGGAAUCGCCUGCUACACACAAGGAGCUCUCAGCAGUCUCUUCUACCUGGCCUACAGCUUUCAUAAUGACGUGACGGGGGGAAUCCUGACCAACACCAACUGUGGAGGUGCGUUUCUGAAUGACUGAGUGUUGUGACUCACUCACUGAAUGGCAUGUUCAGCUGUGCUGAUGAUGAUAAUAUGUGUGUGUUUAAAGAAUAGUUCACCCAAAAAUGAAA
Messenger RNA from Sinocyclocheilus grahami, 1351 nucleotides. RefSeq lists its product as uncharacterized. The record is from RefSeq and is a predicted model, not a curated record. The transcript has 8 exons. Bases 205 to 1260 code for a protein of 351 amino acids. Lineage: Eukaryota; Metazoa; Chordata; Actinopteri; Cypriniformes; Cyprinidae.